GCAAAAUGAAAUGUCAGAGACAGUUUGUUCUCCUGUGCUGCUCUAUGAGAUUAGAGUGGAUUACAUCAGCUAUAUUAUGUAAUAUAAAUUCAACUCAAUGAAAUGCAAAUGCCAGUAAAGGACCUGACCUCAGAAUAAAGGAAUAGACCUCAAGCAUUGUUGUGUGGAUGAUAUAACAGCAAGAUCACUAUGACAACAAUUACAGACAUGUAUACACAUGAAGGUGCAGACAAAAACAAAAACAAAGCACUCGUACGCUCGGAUUCGAUGUCAGGUCAAGCUGUAAUUCUGUAAUUGCUCAGUUUAUAGUCAAGUUCUGUUCUAGGAACGAGCAAAGCAGCGAGGUGGCUAAUCUAAGCGACGUCUAAUUUCUAUUUUCAUAUGCAGCAACAUUCACCGGUGAUUCACGGGAACAGAUUUGCAUGCUGUGUCUUUUUAUUUCUUCAGUCAGGACCCUGAAUGUGUCAUUCUGCUCUGAAGCUGGGAGGAAUGCAACAGUGCCCUUCUCCGCCGGGCCUCUGCAACCAUGUUUGGAUCUGCUGAUCUGAAGCUGUGUGGCACAGCCCUCCUGCUGGUCCUGGGAGUGCUCGCCAACGUCUUCAACCUCGUGGUCAUGCUGGUGCGGCAGUGGAGGUCCGGAGUUGUGAAAACCGUGGCCGUCAUCAUCUGCUUCAUCUCGCUGGGCAACGUCCUGCUGCAGAUCUCCACCUUCGUCCUCGUGGCCUCGGUCUGGGCCGGGGUGCUCUGCUGGCCGGACUUACCUUUCUUCUUCUGCGUUGUCCUGUUCGUGUGGCUCAGCAGCAGCUCCGUCAGUUUCUGGUCUGUCGCCUGGCUGAGCGUCCUCUACUGCAUGAGGGUUCUGAGCUUCUCCUCAGCUCUGUUCAGAGCGCUCAAGCAGAACAUCUCGGCCAUCCUGAACGUCACCCUGGUGGUGACCUUACUGACCUCCUGUGUGAUCUUCACCCCGUUCUUCUACCUCCACUUCCAAAGCAAAACUCUUGCUCCAAAAAACACCACAGAAAAAGCUGCUUGUAUGAUCAGGAAGCCUCUGUUUCCUGCCUGGAUUGACGUCAAUGCUUAUGUGAUCAUCUUCAUCUGCUACCUCGCCCUGUUGCCCAUGACGAUCAUGCUCCCAACCUCACUGAGGCUGGUCGUCUUCCUCUGCAAACACACCUCGUCCAUGCAGAGGAAGCAGAUCGGUUCUCACGCUGCGGAGUCGUACCUGCUCGUCUGCAGGCUCACGGUGGCUCUGGUCUGGGUUUACCUCACCACGCUGCUCACCAUCUCCCUCUACUACUUCCACGCCAUCUUUGCUUCGGGGCUGAGCGCGGACAUGCUCUUCCUCGGCCUGUCGUUUUAUUGCGCGGCCUCGGCGAUCCUCCUCACCUGCUCCAACAAAAACCUGAGAGAGAGGCUCAGAGUGCUGCUCUGCAGGGGAAGGAACACAAACACACUGGUCAGGAGCGCCGAAGAAAAGAGUGGAGUCACAGCAACAGUUUGACUGAGCUUUACUUCAGUAACAAAUACAGGAUCCUGCAGUUAUCUUCACACUCUAC
Molecule: messenger RNA, 1556 nt
Organism: Lates calcarifer (barramundi perch)
Lineage: Eukaryota; Metazoa; Chordata; Actinopteri; Centropomidae
Product: taste receptor type 2 member 40
Exons: 1
Coding region: 527-1501 (324 amino acids)
Biological process (GO): sensory perception of taste; G protein-coupled receptor signaling pathway
Cellular component (GO): membrane
Molecular function (GO): G protein-coupled receptor activity
Source: RefSeq, a predicted model, not a curated record